UGGGAUCCUGCCAGCUGCUGCACAAGGCCUGGAAGGGAGCUGCAGUUCAGGCCCUGCAGCAGCACCUCAGCUCUUGGAGGAGGUGUGAGCAAAGGCUGGCCAGCACUCGGAUCCAGGUGAUUAGAAGCCAUCUGUAGCACUUUGUGCUUGGGACAGCUGCUCAAAGGACCUUGUUCCUGAAGAAGGAUGGCUGCAAAGAAAAAGGAGGUAGUGCUGCAGAUUAACAUUACUAGCCAGGAGCUUUGGGAAGAAGUGCUGUGUCUCAAAGGACUCAUUGUUGUUGAUGUGUAUCAAGCCUGGUGUGGCCCAUGCAAACCAGUAGUGAAUCUGUUCCAAAAAAUCAAGAAUGAAGUUGGCAGUGAUCUCCUGCAUUUUGCUGUGGCUGAAGUUGAUUCCAUUGAUGCUCUGGAAAAAUACAGAGGACAAUGUGAGCCUGUCUUUCUCUUUUAUACAGGAGGAGAAUUAGUGGCUGUUGUAAGAGGAGCAGAUGCACCCUUGCUGCAGAAGACCAUCCUGAAACAGCUGGCAGGGGAAAGGAAGGGAUUCCACGGAGGAGAGCCUGUGGUGGUGCCAGACAGAGCCUUCUCCAGAGAGCAGGGAAGCACAGCUCCCCUUCAGGAGGAGCAACGGGGAGGACUAACAGGCUGACGCACCCAUCGG
Molecule: messenger RNA, 660 nt
Organism: Zonotrichia albicollis (white-throated sparrow)
Lineage: Eukaryota; Metazoa; Chordata; Aves; Passeriformes; Passerellidae
Source: RefSeq, a predicted model, not a curated record